GACGGGACAGAGCGCGCGGUUGCUUGCUUCAGACGGGACAGAGCGCGCGGCCGCCGCCUCCUCUCUUCGCUGUCGUCAGUUGGGGUCUCUCGCGCGAGCGGGGCCGCGGAGGCGGAGCGCUCAGUCACAGCCCUACAGGUGAAUCUGGACCAUAUAUAUACAUGAGCAGAGAGUGGGACUUCUGUGAUAUGGAUGAUGGACGUAACUAUUUCUUCAAGGUUAUGUCGGGUGAUUUUCAGAGUCGAAUGACCAUACCAAACAAAUUUGCACGGCGUUUUGGGGACAAGAUCCCAGGAAAGAUAAAACUGAAAGCAUGUAAUGGAUGCUCUUGCACGGUUGUGGUUACCAGAUAUCCGGAUAAGUUAGUCCUCGAAGCAGGUUGGGAGGCAUUUGUCAGCACUCAUGAUAUACGGCUGUGUGACUUCCUCGUAUUCAGAUACAAUGGAAACUUUCAGUUUGAGGUUUUAAUCUUCGAUCCAAGUUGCUGCGUAAAAGAAUCCUCAAAUGUUUCUGAGAACAUUUGCGAUCAUGUCCCGCGAAGGCACAAAGAUCUUAUUGACAAUUCAAGCGACUUUGAUACUGACCACAAGCCAAUGCAAUCACCAGGAAGUGAAGAGCCAACUGUAAACAAAAUGAAGGACUCAAACCAAUGCACCAAGAUCAAUAUAAGUUCAUCAACCUGUGACCUCAAUGCAUCUGAAACAGGGUGUGCAGAUAUUUCUUCCUCAGAGGACGAUCAAGAAAUAUCAUCUGCCACUAAGUACAUCUUUUCACCUAGUACACAUCUCACACAAAUGCAAAGGAUGAAGGUAGAAAACAGAGUCCAAGGUGUAUGUUCUAGCAUCCCCAUCUUUGGGUCUGUCAUGACCAAAUGCAACAUUACUCGAAGCCCUUGCUAUCUGAGCUUCUAUCGAAAAUAUGCCCAUCAGUAUCUUCCAAGUGAGAACCAAAUUCUAAGGCUUCAGCGACAUGGCAAGGUGACAACAAGUUAGAGAUAGGUGAUAUAUGCCUCUUUGAACUCCUGAAGAACCAAAAGAUUCUCACGAUAAACAUCCAUAUUAUUCGGAAAUAGAACUUUCCCUUUUAGGCGUAUUUGUUCUGUUACUGGGAGGUUUUUGCAAUAGCAGUGUGUUCGUGCUUACUUGGCAGUCCUGUUUUACUCUAUGGAAUGUACCAAUCUUUAUGUGUAAGUAAAAUACAGGUUAGAACCAAUCUUUGCUAUUAUGGUAUUUUUUUCAUCUA
This is a messenger RNA of Sorghum bicolor (sorghum), 1242 nucleotides long. Its product is annotated as putative B3 domain-containing protein Os03g0621600. Gene Ontology annotation, molecular function: DNA binding. The transcript is spliced from 6 exons. Lineage: Eukaryota; Viridiplantae; Streptophyta; Magnoliopsida; Poales; Poaceae. The record is from RefSeq and is a predicted model, not a curated record. The coding region runs from base 162 to 992 and encodes 276 amino acids.